Molecule: messenger RNA, 159 nt
Organism: Peronospora matthiolae
Lineage: Eukaryota; Oomycota; Peronosporomycetes; Peronosporales; Peronosporaceae
Source: the annotation of a GenBank genome assembly
AUGAGAUCUCGGGAGGAGGUUGAGGAAGGAGAGACGGAGGUAAAGAAACGGAUAAAGUGGGGGGCCGAUGAAGAGACACGGAGAGAGAAGCAUGACGAGAAAGAGACGCGACGCAGCAUUUGUCGUCCCGAAUGGCUGGCUCUGCGGAACUUGCAAUGA